Cryptococcus amylolentus CBS 6039 is the source of this 1479-nucleotide messenger RNA. RefSeq lists its product as hypothetical. The transcript is spliced from 7 exons. Lineage: Eukaryota; Fungi; Basidiomycota; Tremellomycetes; Tremellales; Cryptococcaceae. Bases 1 to 1479 code for a protein of 492 amino acids. The record is from RefSeq and is a predicted model, not a curated record.
AUGCGCUUCAAUACGGCUUUACUGUGGGCGACCACCGCGCUUCACUUGUCUGCUUUGGAAGCGGGGGCGACCAUUACCGGGCAGAAAUGGUGCAACAAGUAUAUGUGCGUGACUGGACAGCACGACAGUUCUCAGAAGAUAGAUCAAUAUACUCUGGAACCCCCAGAGGGCGAUACUAUCCCACUGAGCAGCUUUGGGUGGAUGGCUAUAGGAUUUGGUUCAACCAUGGCGGACACUCCUAUGGUUAUUGGCUGGCCCAAUUCUGAUGGGUCUAUCACUCUCUCCCAGCGAGAGUCCGCAAGUCAUGCAAUGCCAAAGGUCGUCUCUUCCCCAUCACGGGAAGCCACCCUUCUUUCCUCAGCUUCCUUCUCCAACUCGUCCACUACUUCCAUAUCAUUUACACUCCCGUCAAACUCUACUGUUAGCAACGGCACAUCCAUCAUCUUUGCCGUCGGCAGCACCAAUCCGGGCGACUCUGCGGAAGAUGCAACUCUCAAGCAGCAUUCCGUCAGCGGAAACACCGAAAUCUACCUCCUUACACCCUGGUCGGCAAACUCAACCGGCAGUAGCAACACGACCUCUUCCAAUGGUUCGGGCGAUGAUGAUACAAGCUCUGCCGACUCAGCAUCCAGCAAGCGUCACAAGAUGCUCAUUGCACACGUUGUUUGCGGGGCAGUAGCGACCAUGGCGCUCUUCCCGAUCGGGAUAAUCACUCCUCGUAUCGCUCGUGGAUUGACGACCAGCAGGUGGUGGUUCCCCGUCCAUGGAGCUGUGAAUGGAAUGUUGGGCUUUGGGUUGGUGGUGGCCGCUUUUGGGAUUGCAAGAGGCAAUUUCGAUGGAAACUUUGAGACUUCUCACCGGAAACUUGGACUUGCCCUCUUCAUUCUCUGUAUAUUCCAAACCCUCCUGGGUAUCUACACCCACUCAUACCGCCCCACCCCGAACCAAAAACGAUUCACUACCUCCUCUGGUCGCGGUCCUUCCAACUUUAUCCACAUGGCUCUCGGGCUGGUGGUGGUGGCAAUCGGGUUUGCGACUGUCUGGAAAGGGUUGGAUGAAGAAUGGGAGAUCUGGAGUGGCACUGGGAAACCGGCAACAGGGUGGAAAGCCGGGUGGGGGUUGGUCGUUGGUAUCACAGCUCUCGUCUACCUUGCGGGUCUCUACCUCAUCCCCCGUCAACUCCAUAAUGAACGCCAACGCCGCAACCUUUCUUCAACCAUCAACCACCCCAACCCCUCUGCCAACUACGGCGCGCCUCCACCUGGCAAUCACGCAUCUUUCGUCAGAGGAGACUUUCCUUCGAUGCAAAAGGAUUUGAACAGUAGUACGGAGAGCCGAGAGCAGUAUGGGAUGGGGUAUGUACCCAGACAGGGGCACGAGAGGCUGCCUCCACCGCCAGUGACGGUGCAGCCGCAGCAACAGAGGAGGUUGCCUCCCAAGUGGGUUCCAGACAGCAGUCGUGGUCGAUCCACUUACUAG